CGCCCUCAACACCUCACAACAACCCUCCUCUGCAUCCAACAACACUCUAUCCCAAGACUAUCUCUUGCGUAUUGGCCGACUCUUGACACUAUGCGCUUCCCUUCCUCCGGGCUCGGUGCUGCCCUGGCGCUGGCCGCCACUGCGAGCGCCAUCAUCAUCCCACCAAACCUCGGUAUCGAGAGCAUCGGCGACGACAACAGUAUCGAGACUCUCGGUGUCGAUGCCUACAAGCAGGCCGUCACUGUCGAGUGCCCCGGCUGCCCUGUGGCAUCAGGCGAGAAGACGCUGAAGUGGACUCAGGAUGUCGGGACCUCUUAUCUCAUCGACUUCGAAAUCGGUCAGGACAUGGCCACACUUGAUAUCAGCGGUGCUCAACUGUACCCUCCAUCCUUCAGCCAUUUCUCGGAGCCCUUCACCGUCACACAGGUUGAUGCCGGGUCCGAUAAACCUCUCCGCCUCCGUGUUACCGGCUACUCCUUCCACUACAACACCGCCGAGACUAUCAGCGAAGCUGGUACCGAACUCCUUCCUAUGACUUUUCGAAUCACAUCCGUCGAGACACACUCUGUUUCCCCACCUGCUCUUACCAUUUUCCUCUUGAAGGACAACGCCGGACGUUUGAUGAUCGCGUCUAUCCAACCUGCCCCUGCUGCUAUCGAAGGAAGCCCGAAAGAGCAGACCAAGGAGUGCAGCAAGGAAUGGCCCCUCGUCUGCAAGUGGAAGUCUAUCGUCGCCGACAAGUUCGAAGCCAUCAAGACAAAGCUUUCGAAAGGCUGCCACAAGAGCAAGCGGCCAGGCGCACAUGGCAAGCACGCCCAUCGCCCUGGCCGUCCCCAUCAUCGCCCGCAUCACUCUGAAAACCAGGAUGGUCACCGUCCCCACCGCCAUCAUCAUCACCAUUCCAAGGCCCUGGCCCGCGCCCGCUGGUUGCUCUUCACGAUUGUCUUCCCCAUCAUUGUUGGAAUCUUCGCCGGUGCGCUCACCUACAUCAUCGGCAUGGUUAUCGGUUCCGCCAUUGCCCUUAUAUGGGCCAAGAUCCGUGGCGUAAGGGCAGGGAAUUAUGAGAGUGUCGCCCAAAACGACGAAGAAGCCGUCGAUCCCAAGGGCAGCGACAAAGAGGUCUACUCGGAUCUCCCCGACUAUGAGGGCGAGGCACCACCGGUGUACGAGGAGGCUUCUGAGAAGGAGGUUGUUACUGACGAAAACUAAAUUGGACUUUUCCUCAAGUUGGGGAGUCCUAGUUCUGGUGCUAUGAAUCCGAUUGAGGCCGGGUAGAGAGUAAUUGAUUGCGCUAGGCGUUUCUUUGCGUUCUUUCAACUGUCUAAAUAUCUGUCUUCUUCCGACGUGACUUGCUAAGGCUCUGGCACGACUUGCUCAUUCUCUUGCGUUUCAUAGGUAGAUCAAUUGUAUAGCAAU
Molecule: messenger RNA, 1416 nt
Organism: Mytilinidion resinicola
Lineage: Eukaryota; Fungi; Ascomycota; Dothideomycetes; Mytilinidiales; Mytilinidiaceae
Exons: 2
Coding region: 91-1209 (372 amino acids)
Source: RefSeq, a predicted model, not a curated record